UGUCACUCAAUGUUGACGACAUAUAUAUGCUUAAUAUCAAUUCACAGAAAAUGUAAGCAUUUUGGGGCCACAAAGAGGUUUGUGCACUUGAACAACACAUGUACAUUUGUUAGCAUUACUAAAGAAUUGCAAGCAUGCAACUGAAACAUGCCAGCGAAAUUAUGAAGAGUCAAGAGUGUAAGGUUGGACAAUGGCUGAUAGCACAAUGCUGGAACAUGCGGAUGAAGUCAAUUGACUCCUUACACCAGCAAGACGAAACCACACGACACCCUCGUGCAGAUGAGUUUGCCACUAACAACUAAGACAAGGCUGUAGCAUGCCAGCGACAAAGCAUGAAGAGGGUUAGUCAUCAUGCACAUGAUCAAGGCAUCAAGUUGUCUAUAUCAUCUAACACAAAAAACUCAUCUGCAUAGAUGUAUAUGAAACAUUAAUAUGACAGCAGAGCAACACAAACUUUCCUGGAAGGUGGGUACAAACUCUGAGUGCUUGAACUGAAAAGGUUCCACUAAAUGAUAGCUUGAGCAUGCAACUAUGUGAAGAGCCAUCAUCAAACUAUACCAUUCUUAAUUAGUCCUUGCUGCCAAUUAGUGGAACAUGAGACGACUUUUGUGUUGGGAUCUCUAUGCUUCUGCCAGAUCUCAUGGCUAAUGUAAUGGCAUGAUUCUUCAUGUCUACUAAUCAGAUGCUGCAUCACAGCUGUAUACAUAUUAUCUUCUGUAUAAAUAGGCGUCAGCAGAAUGGUAGAUGCAUCAAACUAGAAGCUCUUCUUUCCUGCUCCUCUCUUAACCACAACACAGAGAAAAUCUUCAAGAUCAGAUAUGGCUUUCCACCAAAGAUCAACAAGUUUGCCUUCUAGGCCUCACGUCAGUGAGACAGAAGUCAAGCAGGAGCUCCAUAGCCUAGAAGCAAGCAUCUCUUCCUCCAAUUCCAUCAGCACGAUGUGCGAUGGUCUCAGGACUCUUGCAAACAUCUACGAUGAUCUUGAAGAGAUCAUCUGCCUACCAAGCAACCGAGUUUUCUCCUCCCAGCAGAGGAGGAUGUUGGAUGGAGAAAUGGAAGGUUCUCUCGACUUGCUGGAUCUCUGCAGCGCCAUGCAAGAGAUCUUUGUCGACAUGAAGGCCAUCAUCCAAGAGCUGCAAGUGGCCCUAAGGAAAGGGGAUGAUUCCUCUGCUCAAGCCAAGAUCCAAGCUUACACCCGCUUGGUGAAGAAGGCCAAGAAUCAUUUCAAGAAGAACACGAAGAAGGCUCCUGCAGAUUGUAGCAUGGUCAUGCUGUUGGCCAAGGCCAGAGAGAUCUCUGUGUCUCUCCUGGAGUCCACGGUCCGUCUCUUGUCGAAGCAAAUCGAAAUGCCUAAACAGUCUCUUGUUUCCAAGGCAUUUCACAUCAAGAAGGAAGUUGUCUGCAAGGAGGAGCAAUUGCAGGAGUUAGAUUGCAGUAUCGGAGAUCUUGAGAGUGGAGCAGGACAUCUGUUCAGGAAAUUAGUCCAGAGCAGAGUUUCCCUGCUCAACAUCCUUAGCUCAUAGAUACUCCCAAUUCACUCUUGACGCCCUCCGAUUGGCAUCCGCCUUUUAAGGAAUAGCCGAUCUUCAUACAAUUUUCCCAUAUGUAUACACUAUACUGUAUAAAUGUACAUGAUAGUAUAGAAAGAGAAACCAAGUUUUGAUCAA
Messenger RNA from Hordeum vulgare subsp. vulgare (domesticated barley), 1667 nucleotides. RefSeq lists its product as uncharacterized. The record is from RefSeq and is a predicted model, not a curated record. The coding region runs from base 819 to 1523 and encodes 234 amino acids. NCBI's taxonomy places the organism in Eukaryota, Viridiplantae, Streptophyta, Magnoliopsida, Poales, Poaceae. The transcript has a single exon. Gene Ontology annotation, biological process: root development; shoot system development.